AUGUCAAGCCAGUUUGACCACGUUCCCAAAGCUGCCGCGGAUCCAUCCAAUGAUCUCGCUCAACGGACCAAAGCGGACAAGCACCCGUUGAAGGUCGAUCUCGGAGUUGGUGUCUACAAGAAUGAACAGGGCGGGUAUUACGAGAUUCCUGCGAUCUCAAAGGCCAAGCGAGUCUUGGAAGCUGCCAGAGUGGGCCACGAUUACAAUCCAACUAUUGGUAUUCAGCAGUUCAUUGAAGGAUCAAAGCACCUCAUCUUUGGAGACAGCAGCCCAGUUGUGAUAGAGAACAGAAUUGCGUCGGUCCAGACAGUCGGCGGGACUGGUGCGAAUCACAUUGCAGCCACAUUUCUGAGCAACCAUUACAAAUCCGCAGACACAGAGGUCUACUUGGGUGUUCCAACAUGGGUCAACUUUCAACCCUUGUUUGAGUUCUCCGGAUUCAAGGUCAACAGUUAUCCGUACUUCGACAAAGAGAAGAGAUGCGUGGACUUUGACAACAUCUUGAAAGCGGUCACAAGCGCCCCUAGCAAGUCGAUCUUCGUGCUUCAGCCCUGCGCACACAACCCGACCGGAGCAGAUCUUACGGCCACCCAAUGGCAAGAGUUGGCGGACGCAAUGAAGGUCAAAGAUCACUUUCCAUUUUUCGAUAUGGCAUACGCAGGCUUGGCUUCCGGCGAUGUGUUCACUGAUGCUCUUCCAAUCCGGUUGUUCGCCAAUCAAGGGUUUGAACUGGUGGUAGCACAAUCCUUUUCCAAGAAUACUGGCCUUUACGCGGAGCGGGUUGGUGCCUGCCACAUAGUGGUGAACUAUUCAAGUGCAGCUGCAUCUGUCCAAGACCAGCUUCGGUCAUAUACUCGUUGGGAGGUAUCCUCAACCCCAGCUUAUGGCGCGCGACUUUGCUCAUACCUUAUGUCCCAUGAAACGCUACGGGAAGAGUGGUUCAAAAACAUCCACGAGAUGCACGACAAUUGUAAGCACAAAAGAAAGCUUUUGUAUGAGCAGAUUACAAAGACCUACGACAUUCCCGGUGACUGGGAGCACAUCUUGCAUGAUCAAGGACUGUUCAGCAUGCUUGACCUCACUCCAGAAGAGGUCCUAUUCAUCAAUUCUCGCCAUCAUAUCUACUUCCCAGCUUCAGGACGUAUCAACGUCGCCGCGUUGAACGAGGAGAACAUUCCUCGAUUUGCCAAGGCAAUUCAUGAGGCCGUCGCACAAUGA
Molecule: messenger RNA, 1218 nt
Organism: Lasiodiplodia theobromae
Lineage: Eukaryota; Fungi; Ascomycota; Dothideomycetes; Botryosphaeriales; Botryosphaeriaceae
Product: Aspartate aminotransferase
Exons: 11
Coding region: 1-1218 (405 amino acids)
Biological process (GO): amino acid metabolic process; biosynthetic process
Molecular function (GO): L-aspartate:2-oxoglutarate transaminase activity; pyridoxal phosphate binding
Source: RefSeq, a predicted model, not a curated record